Molecule: messenger RNA, 1507 nt
Organism: Hippoglossus stenolepis (Pacific halibut)
Lineage: Eukaryota; Metazoa; Chordata; Actinopteri; Pleuronectiformes; Pleuronectidae
Gene: rsrc1
Product: arginine/serine-rich coiled-coil 1
Exons: 10
Coding region: 102-1118 (338 amino acids)
Biological process (GO): alternative mRNA splicing, via spliceosome
Cellular component (GO): cytoplasm; nucleus
Source: RefSeq, a predicted model, not a curated record
CUCCUUGUCUGCUCUCCAUCGAUGCCCUCCGGUUCCACUAGCAGCGUCUCGCAGGGCAGUGCAUGUUUGAGUUGUGGAGCUUCGCUGCGAUUUAAAGCAUCAUGGGCCGUCGCACCUCCGACAGUGAGGAUGACAGUCGCAGCAAGAAGAAGAAAAAGCAGCGACGUCGUUCAUCCUCCUCUUCCUCCUCUUCGUCCUCAUCCUCCGACAGCAAGGUGACCAGCGGCAAGGCUCGCAGGUCCAGUCGACGGAGCCGGUCUCGCUCCAGAGACAAGGACAGAGACAGAAGGAGAAGACGGCGUUCCAGCAGCAGCUCGUCCCAUAGCCCUUCUCGCAAGAGGAGGAGUCGCAGUGCAGGGAGAGACAAAGGGAGGAGCCACCGCUCGCACAGGUCCCGCAGCCGAGACAAGAGGUCUCAUUCUCGCCACCGAAGGUCUCGCAGUAAGAGUGGCAGCCGCACCCGACGAGGAAGCCACAGCCGCCGAAAGAGUCGCAGCCACAGCAGAGAGCGGGACCGGAGCCGGCGCAAGGGCCGCGACCGAGAGAGGGAGAAGGAGAAGGAACGGGACAGAGGAAGAGACAGAGACAAGGACAGGGACAAGGACAGAGACAAGGACAAGAGUAAAGAGAAGGCUGACAAAAAAAAGGCGGAUGCCGCGAACAUCAAAGCGAGAUUAGAACAUCUGACUCCAGCAGAACAGGCCAAAGUUCGAAUGCACAUGGUCCUUCAGGCUGCAGCCAAGACGGAUGAGGUGCUGAGGGCCAAAGUAGCCAAGAGAGAGGAGGAGGCCCGAAAGAAAUUAGAAGAAGGGGGAACUUCUCUGGAGGAGCAAGUGCGAAGGAUAAAGGACAUCGAGGCCAUCGAGAGUGAUUCCUUUGUUCCUCAGGCUUUCAAAUCAUCCAGGGAUGAUAUAAAGACGGAGCCAGUUGAGGUGAAGCAGGAGUCACUGAGUGCAGAUCCCCAGGACAUCACUCUUCCCAUGUCCAUAGUAUAUGACGACAGUGACGCACUCGCCCAUCCCAGUUUAUUCAUGGACAAAGAGAAGGCAGAGGAGCUGUGGCUCAACAGACUGGUCUCACUGCGACAGGAGAGGCUCAUGGGAAGUCCUGUGACCUGAAACACACAAGCCAACCCAGAAGAAACUUUCCCACUUCCUGGAAACGUUCAAUCCACAUCUACGUUCACUCAGUCGUGUUGGCUUCAAUCAUAGCUCAACCCCUGACUAUUUCUUAAUAAAUUUUAUAAGGACAUUAAAAACUUAUUUCUUCACCCUUCCACUAAUUUCUCCCACCUUUUUAGGAAGUUAAGAAAAACCUUUGGUCCUGGUGUGUUUUUUUAUUUUAUUAAUGUUAAUGUAAUUCAGUGAAACUUCUUCAUUUGGCUUCAUUUUGUUGCUACAGUCAGAUGAAAUGAUGUUUUACUUUGUAGAUGUAGCAUUUGGUACAUUUUUGUCUUUUGUAAUCAACUCAGUGAAUAAAGCUUGCUUAGAUUUUUUUGAAUGAAAAA